CGCUGUCAAGAUCACCAAAAAUUGUAACCGUCGUUUUAGCUUGUGUUCGACUACUUUGCGUUCUUUCUAUAAAUUUGUCUUAAUUUUUCAUGAUUUCUUAACUAAAAUUGGUGUUAUUUUCACUAGUUUUUACGGCGAAUAAUAACUGGCAGUACACGAACAAUUUUAUUUUGAAAAUUUGUGUGAAACAUGGACUGCCAGCAGUAACCGCGAGUAUAUCGAAGUCAGUUGUGCGGCAAGAGAGUAAAAUAUUAGGAUGACUAUGGAACUGUCGAUUAUUGCUCAAUUCGAUGAGCUCCGACGAUGUUCGGACGUUCUGCGUGAAGGAACUGCUGAAAUGGAAUUUCUUAAGUUUGUACAACUUCAAGACGAAUGUCGGCUACAAUGGCUCAAAGCUGUACAAGAAGCUCAAAGAUUACAACGUGAACUUGAUACAGCUUUGCGGCAGAUGUCGGAUUUGGACACUAAACUGUUUCUGGCCCGUAAAUUGCUGGAUGAAGAAAGCAAAACCAGGAAGCGUGCCGAACAAGAACUGCAUGCGAUGGAGAAAAAAAUGGGAGCUGUGUAUGACAUCAUGAAAAACGAACAGGACAUUAAAGACGAAACCAGAGAAAGGCUUGCUUUUAUGAACGCAUAUUCCUACAAACGAAAAUCGGCACGCGACCGGGUUGAUAAACUAGGAAACGAUAUUAAUUCCACAGGUUCGUUUCUGUCGGAUCUAUCCUUAACACAGUCAGAAGAUGAUUUCGUGAGAACCAAUCAAAAUAACUCUUGGAGAAAGCAUCGACCGUCUUACACUGCUGCUGUUGGUGUCGGAAAUAAACGAACUCGUCUUAGCCAGGAUGCUUCCAGAAGAACAAGUACCACUGAAAGCAAGAAAGUUAUUGAACUUGGUCCGAACGAAAAGAUUGUGGCACACACAAAGGUGUCAGUCCCUCAAGACGAUGGCCCGAUUUUAGCGGAAUCCAUCAUUCAGGCGAUGCCUCCGCAGCAACAACGAACCAGUUCAUUAGAUGUCCAAUACGUACAGCCAAAGGCGACUCCAAAGAAGAAUACAGAAUCCAAGGAGAACAUUUCUCCUAAUCCUUUCAAAACACCAACGAAAACUGACUCGAAGUUCUCUAAGAACAUGUUCACACCAUCUGCUCCUCCGAUUGAAGAAGUAGAACCGACUUUCAACAAAAGCGCUAUGACUCCGACCGUCAAACGCAGCAUUAUGAGACAGCACGCAUUUGCUGGGAAAACAUUCCUCAAGUAUUCCGAGACCUGUACUCAAUGUCAACAAAGAAUACGUUUCGGAUCCGUUGGCUUACGAUGCCGAGAAUGCAAAGCCGUUGUUCACUCGGACUGCCGGGAUCGAUUGACGAUUGCUUGCGUUCCACAGAGCUCCGGUACACCAACAUUUAAAGGUCAGCAAGCGGGCAGUUUAUCGGACUAUACGCCUAAUGUUGGUCCGAUGAUACCGGGAUUGAUUGUGCAUUGUGUCAAUGAGAUCGAAACAAGAGGGCUAACAGAGGUGGGCAUUUACCGUGUAUCCGGAUCAGAACGGGAAGUUCGUACCCUGAAAGAAAAAUUCCUCCGUGGCAAAACAGUACCAAACCUGACCAGCAUCGACAUUCAUGUGCUUUGCGGAUGUAUCAAAGAUUUUCUGCGCUCGUUGCGAGAACCGCUCAUUCCGCAAGCUUUAUGGAUGGAUUUUUCGAAUGCGGUCCAGGCAAACUCAAGCAAGCAGAAGCAAAAGGAACUAUUCGAUGCGAUCGAUAGAUUGCCACAGCCUAAUAGGGAUACAUUGGCCUAUCUCAUACAGCAUUUCCAGCGAAUAGGCGAAUGUAAAGACAUCAAAAUGCCUUUAGAUAAUCUAGCUAAAGUGUUCGCGCCAACGAUCGUUGGUUAUUCGAAUGCCAAACUUGAUACUCACGUGGUGUAUGCCGAGACCGUAAUUCAGUGUAAUAUAAUGGAUAGUCUGCUGAACAUCCCGACCGACUAUUGGUCACAGUUUGUGAACGUAGAGGAAUCUGCACAGGAAGAGGAACAAAAACAGUACGCAGCAUUGGCAGCGAAAAACUACAUGGGUACGCCACUGCUGAAGAGUAGUAAAAGGGAGCGCAAAUUUUAUGCCACGCCGCCAUAUCCGUCCAAGAAGAAAUGAUGAUAAUUUCCGACUAUUGCCAGUACAAAAACAAACACCCUCUACGAGCAGUACUUAUAGGUUAAUGUUCUGUAAGUGAUAUUUUGUCUAUUUUAUUAUCUGUAUAUGGUAUAAAGCUGAAAAUAACAUAACGGAAAAUCAUACGCAUUUUACCCAACUAUUUUAGAAAUGCUGAAACUAACUUGUUGCUUUUGUUAUUGAAGAAGAAAAAUAAAUAAA
Messenger RNA from Topomyia yanbarensis, 2368 nucleotides. It is a transcript of the gene tum, whose product is annotated as rac GTPase-activating protein 1. Gene Ontology annotation, biological process: signal transduction. The transcript is spliced from 7 exons. The record is from RefSeq and is a predicted model, not a curated record. The coding region runs from base 257 to 2149 and encodes 630 amino acids. NCBI's taxonomy places the organism in Eukaryota, Metazoa, Arthropoda, Insecta, Diptera, Culicidae.